Molecule: messenger RNA, 748 nt
Organism: Paramisgurnus dabryanus
Lineage: Eukaryota; Metazoa; Chordata; Actinopteri; Cypriniformes; Cobitidae
Gene: polr1d
Product: RNA polymerase I and III subunit D
Biological process (GO): transcription by RNA polymerase III; transcription elongation by RNA polymerase I
Cellular component (GO): RNA polymerase III complex; RNA polymerase I complex
Molecular function (GO): DNA binding; protein dimerization activity
Source: RefSeq, a predicted model, not a curated record
GACCGUGUCAUCGAUUUCCGCGUUUGGUCAUAAACACGCGACUUGUGUUCCUAACAUGACGGAUAAGGGAGUGAAGCACGCGCUGGAGCUGGUCCAGGCAGAGGGUGCUGAUGAGGGUUGUGUGACAUUUGUUCUCCAUGAAGAGGAUCACACACUGGGCAACUCACUUCGUUAUAUGAUCAUGAAAAGCCAGGAUGUGGAGUUCUGUGGAUACAGCAUCACACACCCAUCAGAAAGCAAAAUUAACUUCCGGAUACAGACGCGAGGAGGACUUCCUGCAUCUGAACCUCUGCGCUGUGGCUUAAACAACCUUACUGAAGUUUGUAAACAUGUCCUGUACACAUUUGAGGCACGGAUGAACACUUUUAAGAAUGGAGAAGAAUCGAUGGAGUAAAGCCGACAUCAACACUCGAUACACUACUCUGAUGAUCUCAACUGGACUAGAAUUAACAAGGAUAUUAACUUUAUAUUGAUGGAGUACUUAGAAGUCCUUUGUUGUAGAACAACAAUCCAGCCCUGUUUCCCACAGUUAUUCUUGUUUUUGUAGAAAAAUAUCUUUUGGUACAGUAUAAUCAUCUCUGCAAGUGAUCCAUCACCCUUAGGCAUUUUUUUUUAAUAAAGUUUAAACAUGCAGAAUAUGCUAAACCACAAAACGAAUUUAAGUGAUUGUUAUAUCCGGUUCUCUUUCAUUUGCAAAUUGAAUUUAUAUUGAGACUAAUCUGAAUAGUAAAAUAUUCAUUUUGAUUUA